UUUCAACUGUAACCUUAACUUUCAACUUUUAACAGACCAAGCUGUCCAGACAAAUCAGUAUGGAACAGUCAUGCUGGAACCAGGGGCAGAAUGACAACUCAUGGGGCCCCCCGGGCAAUAGGGGAUCAUGGGCCCCUGUGUCCUUGCCCAAACUUAAAAAACUAUGAAAAAGGUACCAGGGGCAUCUCAUGGGGCCCCCUACUGACCCCAGGCCCUCAGGCAGUGCCCGAGUUUCCAAAUGGUCAGUCAGCCCCUGGCUGG
Messenger RNA from Staurois parvus, 261 nucleotides. Lineage: Eukaryota; Metazoa; Chordata; Amphibia; Anura; Ranidae. The record is from the annotation of a GenBank genome assembly.